CCAAGACCAGCCAGCCGGCUGCACAGAUCGCCGAGGGUUCAGAGGAUGAAACUCCCAACGGUAUUGCAACCAAGGCCAGCCACCAUGCUCGCGGCUUCGGCCCACAUUCAGCUCGUCGGGGUCUUGAACAUCUUCGCACACCCACAGCAGAGCGGGACCAGGUGCCAAAGAAAACCAAAGCUGUCAGAGCUGCAUCACCGACCGAGGAAGACCGAUCGCCGAAGAAGACCAGAGUCACCCGGUCGGCAGCGAAGUCGGUGGAUGAUGCACCGGCGCAGCGCACCAGGAGUAAGGCUGACACCUCGCUUGGUCCCAGAGCCAGGCAAAAGCCACAGAGGUACAUCCAGUAG
Messenger RNA from Suillus clintonianus, 350 nucleotides. RefSeq lists its product as uncharacterized. NCBI's taxonomy places the organism in Eukaryota, Fungi, Basidiomycota, Agaricomycetes, Boletales, Suillaceae. The annotation marks the transcript as partial. The transcript has a single exon. The record is from RefSeq and is a predicted model, not a curated record.